AUGUUCCGACGUGAUCUCGUCACCCAAGUGGAGAACUUCCACCACUUCCGUAGGGAGUUAGGGGAGCUGGAGAUAGUCAACAAGCCAGUACCAGAUGAGGAGAUUGCGCAGACAAAACAGGUGCCGUUACGGGCCGAAAACUACCCGCAGGGGACAAUCCAAGGGAACAUUGAUGCAUUGGUCGCAUUUUUAAGGCAAAGUGGUUUGGGUGACAUACCUGGUCUGCGCAAUAUCGCGGAAUAUGUCGUCUUGGUGCAUGGUGAUUUGCUCACAGGCGAGCGGAUCCAUCAGAUUCAAGCCUCAAGAUCCAUCAAAGACUCACCAUCGGUGCAAUUCUGGUCCCUCAUCUUCGUCAUGGGUCUGUUUCACCUUAAGAUGGCAUGCGCGGAUGCAAUCUGGAAGAUCUUCUUGAUGCCGUCCAGCUCGCGAGAUGACCCUAAUUUGUUAAUCAAUCACAUCGCACAAAUCCGACCAAGGGACACAGGUACUUUUACAAGCAAGACGGGCCCAGGCUUUCGCCGGAUGCACGAGGUCAUACAACAUAUCGGCACCGUGUCUCGAGUCGAUUCUCAAGCUGUUCAAUAUGCAUCGUUGGAAGAUUGGGCGGUGUCGAAUCCAAGUUGGGAUGACGUCGUAAAGCUCUCCUACGAGCUUGCACGCAAUAACGUGGCGGAUCGGCAAUUUCACCGCAAUACCUUGAAUGCGCUGCCCAUCGCAUUGCGCAAUCAGGAGUGA
Punctularia strigosozonata HHB-11173 SS5 is the source of this 735-nucleotide messenger RNA. RefSeq lists its product as uncharacterized. Lineage: Eukaryota; Fungi; Basidiomycota; Agaricomycetes; Corticiales; Punctulariaceae. The transcript is spliced from 2 exons. The record is from RefSeq and is a predicted model, not a curated record. The coding region runs from base 1 to 735 and encodes 244 amino acids.